GAAGGAAGGUGGACAUGUGAAACAUCUCAGAGGUCACGACCCUUCACAUGAAGGUCACGCUUGGUUGAUCUGUGUGUGAAUGCAGGUGUGUGUUAUGUCAUCAGGCGGUGUGUGUCAGUUAUGGAUCAGUAUGUGUGAUAGCGAGGACAUGUGAAGCGUCCAGACGCUCUAAAGACACGAGGCAUCGAAUCACAGGCUGUAAAAAUAGCAGCAUGUUCACGCAGACGUCUAAAAACAGAAGAGCUGUAAACAAGCAGCUGAACCUGGAGAGAAACACAGAGGAGCUGCUACCAGACGCAGCAUCAUGAAGGCAGAGCGGAUCGGCGUGGACAUUCCCGUCUAUGACCUCUCUCUGAUCCGAGGCCUGUGGGAGGGACGUGUGAAGAAAUACAAGCAGCGGCAGAAGAAGGAGGAAGAGCGGAUCAGUAAAAGUGCUCUGGCCAAGGUGGAGCAGCAGUGGCAGUAUCGCAUUGCAUGCAGAAAGCUGAAGAGCGCUGAGGUCACAGCGCUGCAGUGUUAUCUGGAGAGAUCAGCGCUCAGUGAAGCACACCUCCUGCCCAACGAUGACAAGGACAAUGAUGCAGACAACAAGAAGUUCAUUUUCGAGCUGAAUGGGAAAAAAUGGAUGAAAUUGCCUGAAGAUCUUCAGUACAUGACUUAUCUCAAGGAAUGGCACAUCCACGGGACCAGGAUUCCCGAGAUUCCCACUUACAUCGAGGCCUUUGUGGAUCUGCAUGUGCUGGACGUUCCCAAAAAUGGACUGACUAAGCUUCCUGCUGAGAUAGGGAAGCUGAUCAACCUGAGGGAAUUAAAUGUGAAUUAUAAUAAACUGUUAAGCAUUCCACCUGAACUUGGAGAAUGUGGGAAUCUGGAACGAUUAGAGAUGACAGCAAACGGAAAGCUGGCCGAGCUUCCCUUUGAGUUGAGUAAUCUAAAGAAAUUGACGCACUUGGACGUGGCAGAGAAUCAGUUUGCCGGUAUUCCUGUCUGUGUGCUCCGCAUGGAAAGCCUGAAGUGUCUGGACAUCAGCAACAACAGACUCAAAGACCUGCCGGAGGAUAUCGACAGACUCGAGUCAUUAGAGAUGCUGUUCCUUCACAAAAACAACGUGCGAUACGUGCCGAUGACCAUGACGAACCUCAUCCAUCUGAAGAUGCUGGUCAUCAGCGCAGACGAACUGUACAGCAUCCCGUCGCAAUUAGUCGACAAUCCUAACAUCAAAUUAAUCCGAUUAUAUGACAAUCCAAUAAACACCAACAAUGAAGACAUGAACGAGAUGAACACAGACGCAGAUGCUCAGGACGAGCGUGACAAGGAGUUCAUUAAGACAUACAUCGAGACUCUUCAAGACAGAGACAUUCAGCCAUCGUACACCACUAAAGUCUCCCUCAGCUGCCUGCUGUAGAACCAGACGACUGUAAAUAUGACACAAUCAUCUGCUUCAGAAUGACACCGAUUGAUAGCAGUGUGUUUUAAAUGCGUCUCAUUCCGAGUUCAAACUGAAGAGCAGGUUACACUGGAUGAUAAGCUGUUAGUGUCUAAAGGGUUUGGGUUUACUAUUAUUAAAGAAAACUGCAGGCUUGAAGUUCACUAGUUAAAAUCUGAUCCCAAACCCAUUUUAAUUUGGUUUUCUGUGAAGAUUUCCAUCGUUUAGUUUGUUUGAUGUGACCAAACGUUUCACAGCAUGCUGUCUGCAAGUCGAUGUUUUAUAAGAUGUAUGAAAUGAGAAUUUAUUGUAAUUAAAUCAAUCAAAAUUCCAGUAAUAAAUAUGACAUGCAAACUGUUGCAUUUCUCUGUCGAUGGGAAAACAUAGAAAUCCAGUCAUGGCAUACGAAGUGGUUUAUUGAAACAUCACUGAACAAACAUCUCAGCAAACGAAUGCUUAAUGUGCAUCGAACGCAUCAAUAAAAUCUCAUCAGAAGGCAUCUACAAACCAGUCUUCAAGAAAUGGCUGCAUAGACAUGAAGAAUGGCACCUAGGGCAGAAACAUCAUUAAAAACAAAGUGCAGUUCAUUGGAAAACAGCUAGAAUGACAUUAGCUUAGUGGGGCUCAGACGUUCUACAGCACCGAUCGCAUAAAUAGAGUCAUCUACACUUCGGCUUUGACAUCAUUUUCAAGUAUGCAUCUUAAUCAGAAUUGGCAACUGAAACGCUUCCCGCUUAAAUACAUCAAACGUGCACGAUAAAGCAGAAAAGGUCAUGGAUUUAGGCUGUAAUUGCUGCAGUGUGUUACAUGAUAAAAUGCAAUCAAUCAGAAAAUCUGCUGCUAAGUGGGUCGUGAUGUUUGAGGAAACUAAAACUUAUUUUAGCAUGGAAAAAAUAAUUAUAUCAUUUAAAAUAUAUCAAAUAAAAUAACAUAAAAGUCAAAGAAUCUGCUCCGUGGCAAGUAAUGAUAAAUCUUUAAAGCUGCUUUAAGAAAAAAAAAAAAUGAUUCGGUAAUCUACAGGACAGCACAGAAACAUUGAAUGCCUUACAGGAAUAAUUCAGCCAAACAUUACAAUGUGCUAAAAAUGUGUUCACCCUCAGGAGGACUGUGUGUCUUCAUCAGGUUUGUAGAAAUGCAGCACUGCAUCAGUGUCUCAUCAAUGGAUGCUCUGCAGUGAAUGGGUGCCGUCAGAAUGAGAGUCAUCUUUCGUCUUCUCCAGAUGUUCACUGAUGGACUGGAGUGCUGUGGAUUAUUGUAAUGUUUUUAUCAGACUCUCAUUCUGACGGCACCCAUUCACUGCACUGACAAUGAUCAAGACAAUGAUUACAUCUGUUUUGUGCCACUUCUUGAUAAAAGAAAGACGCUGUGCUCUGGAUGUGUGUUUUUACGCUCUUAACUAACUUUAACACAAGAACAUUACUAUUACUGCAGUCUGUACAAGUGUUGUAACAGUUCUACAGUUACAUUGAUCCCAUUAGUCUUCUAUACAGGCAAUAUUUAAUCCUGUCACUAGGGGCACUCUAGCCAGUGAGAUGCCUGGUAACAUAAAAAAGAUCAGAGAACAAGUAUGAGGUAGGAAGGAUGUGUUAACCACAUGGCAAAACUUUCUCAAUGAUGCUUUCUUGUAUUUUUGGCCCUGAUUUGAGGAACCUAAGGUUCUUAAACUCAAGUGUAAGUACUCAUGUUAGUACUUUGGUUGUAUAUAUGAUGUUAGGGAAUGUUUAUGUAAAUGAGAUGGGUACAUUUGUUAAUGGUGUCACUAAGUUUGUUUGUUUGAUGCAGAGGGUUCAACGUGCAGGCAUUUGGAGGCAGCUCAAUUGUAACUAGGACCUUGAUCAAAAAGGGGAUUCAUUGUCUUCAGUUUGCCCACAACAUAUUUGUCGUCUAUUGUACAUUUUACAAGCUAGAAUUCGUAUGGUUCUAGGCAGAUGUGUCCUCCUCAACAAUGCACUUAAGUUCUGUUUCAUCUUGCUCCUAGUAUCCCUAAGACUAAGUUCAUGGUAGCUAAAGACGCCACUAUGAUAGUCUGGACUAUUGAAUGUCUCCCUUGCAACUGAAUAACUCUGCACAUUGUAGUAUUACUGACUGUAUGGUGAUUUGAGGUGUAAUACACAUGGCUCAUUGAAAAGCGAAGGUCUCUGGUCCCUUUAUUUCUAUAUGUAGCUUUACAAGUGUUGUUAAAAGCAGGUGUUACAGUGUAGCGCAGAGGUUAAAGUUCAUCAGGACUAGGGUUUACAUUCAGAUACAUGGCAGCACAUGAACUCCACUGCAAAACGAUUGGUUUUUCUUAGUAUUUCUGUCUGGUUUUCUAGUACAAAUGUCUAAAGAUUAUUUGCCUUGAAGCAAGAUGUGUUUGGUCUUAUGUCUUAUUUUCUGAAAAAAAAUGCAUCAAAAUUAAGUUUGUUUUUUCUA
Molecule: messenger RNA, 3838 nt
Organism: Carassius auratus (goldfish)
Lineage: Eukaryota; Metazoa; Chordata; Actinopteri; Cypriniformes; Cyprinidae
Product: leucine-rich repeat-containing protein 2
Exons: 10
Coding region: 305-1405 (366 amino acids)
Cellular component (GO): cytoplasm
Molecular function (GO): protein binding
Source: RefSeq, a predicted model, not a curated record